AUGGGCGAACAAAGUUUACAGUCAAAGCCGUACAACAUGCUUUUGCCAUGCUGCUUUCUCCUUCUUUUGCUUCCACAAUUGGCGCAAGCUAAACCACAGAAGACUUCGCAGACUGAUGGUUCCAAUCAUUUUCCAUCCUCUAAGAGAAUAUUGCAGCCCAGAAUUAUUGGAGGCACAGACGCCGAACAAGGCCAAUAUCCCUACAUGGUCAGCGUUGUUGCAAAUAGUGGUGCUCAUGAUUGUGGAGGCGUCCUGGUUGCCAAGGAUGUGGUAUUGACUUCCGCACAUUGUUCCGGAAAUUUGGCGCGAGUUCACGUGGGAAGAUGGAAUCGUAGGUUUCAAUUUCUGGGAGAUCAAUUUGAUGACAUUGCCAUUCGCAAGGAGUAUCUGCAUCCCUUGUUUGAAGGCGAGACGGAUUCGGAAAAUUUGAAUUAUGAUUUCAACCUGCUCAAGUUGGAUGGUUUCUCUGCAUUGCAACCCAUUCGCCUCAAUGAACAGUUUUUUGUGCCCAAUACCAAUCAAGCUGUAACCGCCGUGGGAUUUGGACAGACCCUACCAGACGAUGGAUCGAGCGAAGCUACGAUAUUGCAACAGGUCGAAUUGAAGUACAUUCCAAACGAAGAAUGCUCCUUGUCGAGUGAUGGCCUGGAUUCCUAUGAAGGACUCCUCUCGGAAGCCAUGAUGUGUGCGGCCGAUGAGGGCAAGGACGCCUGUUUUGGAGACUCUGGUGGUCCAUUAGUGGCUAGGAAUUUGGACUCGGAGCCAGUAGACAAUGAUCCGUCUCGAACCACGGAUGUUUUGGUGGGAUUGACCAGUUGGGGAUUUGGGUGUGCGGAUACUAACUUUCCAGGUGUCUACGCCCGUAUUAGCAAUCAAAUUGGAUGGCUGAAGGAAACCAUUUGUCAAAUAUCAGACGAUCCACCCAAUGAAUACUACAACUGUCCUACUUUUGCUAAAGAUGGUAAUGUCCCCGUCGUUGUGAAACUAACCCUGGACAACUAUCCUUCCGAAACUUCUUGGCAAAUCUCUUGCAACAAUGUAGUUUAUGGACAAGCGGCUGAGGGCAAAUAUGGGAAUCGACCUGGAGAAGAAUUGGAAGAGAAGGUCUUUGUUCCUUCUGGUUCAAGCUGCACCUUCCAAAUGAAAGAUAAAUUUGGAGAUGGAUUGUGUUGCGAUUCGCCUGGCAGCUUUCAAUUGUACCUCUACAAUGAUCCGUCCCAAGUCUUUGCCAGUGGGGGUGGCAAUUAUGGUCCGGAAGCAUCAUAUGGUUUCAAUAUCCCAUCUGAUGCCGAUACCGGUGACAUGGAUCCUAUUAUCGGGGAUGGGACAAUUCCAUUGACGGUGUCUCUGCUAUUUGAUGACUUUCCGGAAGAAGUGGGAUGGCAGGUGGAUCGCAUCGGCAUUGGUGCGACAACUGUGUACAAUUUUCCACCGGGAACCUACCGAAUGCCUAAUGGCCGUGCCAUUCAAACUGUCAUGCUGCAAGACAAUCAAAUUUACCGAUUUCGCAUCACCGACUUUCAGCGAGAUGGAAUGCCGGGAGGAACAAUCCAAGUAUUGCUGGGGACAAUGGAUGUCAACGAACGCGACAAGGCUAUUUUGGAACGUCGGGGAGGGGAUAUGAAAGAGUCUUUCGAAGUCACCUUUACGAGUUGGGAGAAUUCAAACCAAGCUACCGAGGCACCAGCCGUUGGGAGCGGAGAAUCCUUUUUGACAAUUGCCUUGGGAUUUGAUUUGUAUCCUCAGGAAAUUGGUUGGCAAUUGCGGGUUCGGGAUCGUUCCUUGAUUGACUUUUCGAGGAGCGAAGAAGAGGAUGGUGAAAUCGUUGCCUUUCGACCUAUUGGAUACUAUUCAGAUCGAGCACGAGAGACAGUAUUCGAUCAAGUGGCCAUUCCACAGCUUCCUCUGAACGGCGAGCGAGACUUUAUUUUCAUCAUUACGGACGAUCAUGGGGAUGGAAUGUGUUGCGAUUGGGGUAAUGAAUUGGUCGAGCCAGGCUACUCCAUUUACGAAGGAGACGCAUCCGCGCAGAAUUUGAUUCUAUCCAGCAAAAUGAAAGAUACCAGCCGCGAGAUCAAGUACUUUGACCUUCCCAGUGAACGCAAACAACCUGCUAGUACCAACGCCCCCACACAAGAUUCUGUCGAAACGUCAGCUGUCAAUCUGGAAAUUUCGCUAGCCUUUAGCGAACGAGGUGGGUCGUCUAGCUUUUACAUUGAAGAUUCUACCACUGGGAAUCGUGUGGUGAAUUAUCCUUGCAGCCCCAACAUUGGUACCACACGAACAUAUUCUAUUCCCAGUGGAGUCUACACCUUUGCAAUUUCCAAUGACUGUGGGAAAGUUGGUAGCGUGUCAUCGGAAAUGGAGUAUGCGGUUAGAUUGCAAGGGGCCGGUGAUAAUCGACCGCCACUACUUCAAGGUACCAAACCAGGAAUCGACACCUUUGUUGUGUGGGGAGAGGAGGCCCAAGUGGAAACGAUGGAAAUGUCUCUGGAAUUCACGACGAAUUCGGAUCCUUCUUCAUUCAACCAUUAUAUCAAGCGAUUGGAUGUUGAGGAAGAUGAUGCGUUCCUUGCGCAAGUAUCCAAGUUUUCGCUGGAGCCAAACAGGUACUACAUGCAAUCGUUAUCAAUUUCCAAGGGCGGACUGUACCGUGUGGCACUUCAAGGUGUGACAGAGUCGGCUCUUGUGAACAGUCAAGUGAUGUUGAAGAUUGGAGAUAAAUCUUAUCCUAUUACCUUUCCGGGAUUGAGGCCCAGCGAGGAGCAAUACAUCAAGUUCUUAGCUGGUUCUCUUCCUUCUGUCUCGACUGACGGACCAAGUCUGAUGCUCCGCAUCGUCUACGACAACGAUCCUUUGGAUUUGGAAUAUGUCUUGUUUGAAGAGACUGGCAACGGCGAAGACACAGCAACUUCUCGAGCAGUGAGUGGUCGAAAGAUGAGGAGAAAUCGUGUCUAUGCCUUUGGGCCACAAAAUGAAACUUUGGUAUCAAGUUUGGCUGGACAAGAACACAUUGAAAUAUUGCCACUACCAUCGUAUGCUGGCGAGAAAACCUUUACUUUGCUGCUUUCUGACUCUGGUGGAGACGGCCUUUGCUGCAAGCAAGGCAAUGGAGGUCCAAUCGAGUUAUUUGAUGGGCCAAUCGAGGACGAUAAGCUUUUAUUUCAAGACGCUUUUAGCGGCACUACACGAAAGGCGUUCACUUUUACACGGCAAGGGGAAGCUCAACCUUCUUCUUCGUCUCGGUGUGCUCCGUUUUCGGUAGGUUUGGGCGUAUCUUUCGCCCUAGCUGCCUUGUGGAUCGUUUAG
Cylindrotheca closterium is the source of this 3309-nucleotide messenger RNA. The record is from the annotation of a GenBank genome assembly. NCBI's taxonomy places the organism in Eukaryota, Bacillariophyta, Bacillariophyceae, Bacillariales, Bacillariaceae.